Molecule: messenger RNA, 1182 nt
Organism: Porites lobata
Lineage: Eukaryota; Metazoa; Cnidaria; Anthozoa; Scleractinia; Poritidae
Source: the annotation of a GenBank genome assembly
AUGCUAGAAAAGCCUAAAAGGAGAAAUCUACGUAAAGAACACGAGUGUGAAACCUGUCGUUUACAGUGCAACUUUAUGUUAACUCGUGGGAUCUUAAUUUUUAUUUUAUUUUCUCUAGGAGCUCCCACUCCUACGUCGCAUUUCCCCCUCCACAGCCUGGCACCCUCCAGUGAACAUCCCCUCCGUUACGGAGUACUGGAACCACCACUGCAGACAUGGCAACCGCGAAGUACAAUUCCAGGGUACCCGCAUCCCCGCAGUUCUGGCAUUUCUACAGUUGCUCUCCCUCCUGUUCACUCUGGGUAUCUUCCUGUGCGUGGAAUGCUGGAACCGCCACAACAGAGAGUUCAGCCCCAAAAUACAAUGGCGUGUGAUUUAAAUCUCGAAGGUUCCGCUGUCACUUACCCGCAAGAAAUCCCGGCAUUUGUUCCUCCACGGGGAAUGCAAGGAGCGCGUCUUCAUGGAUUGCAAUCGCAAAUUACGAUGUCAGAUGAUCCAUAUCUCAUUGGUCCUGGCGUACCAACCCAUACCCACUCCACAGUUAAUUUGGAAAGUCUCCUCCCUCAUGAAACGCUGCGAUCCCCGCAGUAUGGAUUUCAUUCGCAAAGUGCUAGUCCAAGUUAUCCGCAACUUCAAUUUAGUGUUCCUGUUACGUCUUCCGUGAUACACACGCCAUUAAUCCCCGGAAACCGCAUGAGAGCCCCACUGCUGGCAUCGCAGCCACAAAGUACAAGUUCAGGUGAUCCUUACCUUAGUGGUCCUGUCACGCCUUCAGUCACGCACCCGCAAGUAAUCCCCGGAUAUUCUUACCCGUAUGGAAACCGCAUGAGAACCCCACUGCUGGCACCGCAACCGCAAAGUGCAAGUUCAGGUGGUCUACAUCUUAGUGGUCCUGUUACGUCUUCAGUCAGGCACCCGGCAGUAAACCCCGGAUAUUCUGACCCGUACGGAAACCGCAUGAGAACCCCACUGCGGGCACCGCAGCCGCAAAGUGCAAGUCCAGGUGAUUCGUUUAUUAGUGGUCCCAUUACGUCUUCAGUCACGCACCUGCCAGUAAUUCCCGGUUUUCUUUCUCCGCACGGAAUACUAAGUUCACCACCGUCUGGUAUGCUGGGAGGAAGUUCAGAAGUUCAACACGAACGAAAUCCUUCGACUGAAUCUGAUACUCGGCCCAGCCAAUAA